This is a messenger RNA of Moesziomyces aphidis, 471 nucleotides long. Lineage: Eukaryota; Fungi; Basidiomycota; Ustilaginomycetes; Ustilaginales; Ustilaginaceae. The record is from the annotation of a GenBank genome assembly.
AUGAGGUACCAGCGAUACUUGGGCUUGUACUGCCUUGCCAUUGUCGUGCUCGCGUUGUGCGCAGCCGUAUCGGCACAAAACCCCGCUUCGUCGACACAGGCACCAGCGUCCACAAAUGCUCAAACAAGUGGUAGUGCAACGGCGCGUCCAUCAGGAUCCAGCUCGGCAGCACCCACAGGAUCGGCAUCCAUGAGCGGAAACAUGACGGCAUCGUCCAACUCCACCUCCAACAUGACCUCCACCAGCACAACUCCCACCACUUUCCCCAUCGCCACCGUCCCCACCACUGGAUACCUCGCAGGCACCGCGGCGGCGCCGGCCCCCGGUGGCGGAUCGGGCGCAAGUGGUAGCAGCGCCCUCGGUCCCAACGACAGUCACAUUGUCAGUGCUGCUCAGGUCCUCCGUUCGUCCGCCGCGGCCAUCUCGGCAAGCAUGCUCGCGCUGGGUGUCGGUGUCUGGGUUCUGCUCUAA